AUGAGUGAGUUCGUUGAGGAAUAUAUCGAAGGACUCCUUCCUGUAUUUGAGACACUGAAAGGUAUUCAGUUGUUGUCAGGUUCUGAAGUUGAUGCGUUUAUCAAGCGUUGUCAGUUUUUCGAAUAUCGAAUUCAGAAAUCUCAAAAAAUUUCCUCAUCAUUCACCAUCUACACCAGUUACUUAAAGUCAGCUUUGGAAUUUAUCCGAAUCCGACGGAAGCGAUUAAAUAAUCAUUCUGAAAAAGACAGAAUUGAAGACAUUAUAAAGGCGAAGAUUGUUUCUUUGCUUCGAGGAUGUUGUGAAAAGUUCAAGUUAGAAGAAAGUAAUUGGCUUCAAUUGAUUGCAUUUACGAAAGAAGAAAAAAUGUAUGUCGAGUGCAGUAACACAUAUUCACGUAUGUUACAGAUUUUUCCCAGAAAUGUUACGAUUCGCAUUCAAGCGGCUCGAUUCGAAUAUUCAGUAGAUCAUCGAAUAGAAUGUUCGCGUUGCAUAUUGCAAGAAGGCAUACGCAUAUGUCCAUUAGAAACCAAGUUAUGGGCCAGUUUUGUCAAACUGGAAUUAGAUUACGUGAAAUGGUUGAUUACUCGAAAGAGUAUAUUGGUGGGAGAAGAAUAUCAUUCUUCAGUCACUGACAACAAAUCAAAAGCUGCAAAAGAAGAAAAAUUGAAAGAUAAAAACGUACAGGAUGCAAUAUUAAACUUUCAAGUAAUUGAAACAAUCAUUCAGCAGGCUCUUACAUGUUGUGAAAAAGAGAAAAAGCCUUUACUGCUGAUUUUCUGGAGGAUCUCAAAAAAAUACGGCUCACUGACAUCUUGCCUUACUAAGAAAUUGUAUGAAAUGUUGUGGUCUCCAAAUUUUAUGAGCGAAGAAAGUUGGAUUGCAAAAUCACAAAUGAUUAGUAAUGAUAGGAAAGCUCUUUAUAAAUUAUUCGAUAAGGCAUGUGCAAAUAUUCCUACGGAGAAAAUGUAUCGACACUGUUUAUCUCAUUCUAUGAGAUAUUAUAUUCGUGAUCGUGAUCCAGAAGCAAAAAAAAGAUGUCAUAAGCACCUCUUUUGGUUAAUAAUUGAGGGACAUGCAACAGAGUCAGAUGUUGUGAAAUUCAAUCAAAUAACAGAUGAUAUCGUUGAAAAAGAGAAUAUAUUAAAUAAAUUAUUGAAGAACAAUCCGAAAAAUGCAUUUUUUUGGAUGAUGUUACUACACUGCAAAAUAGAAUCUGGUAGUUCUAAUGCUCAAGCAAUACGUGAAGUAUUUAAUGAGGCUACAAAAAAGGUUCAUAUUCAAGCAAGUGACGAUGAUUAUGGUUUGAUCCAAUUGUACAGAGAAGCUCUUAAUUGGGCUUAUCGAUAUUCUCCUAAGGAUUUAGAUGAGUUUUAUGAAAAGGCAUGCUUUCGUGCUCCACCAAAGAUUGCAUCUAUAAUGCGAUGUUUUCGUUUAAAUUAUUUAGCUGAUCAGGAGGAACGGCCAGACAAGAGAAGAAAGGAAUAUUUCAAUUUCACGAAACAUCCUCCUAACUGCCUGAAAUUUCACCGUAUAUUCAUCCAGCAAGAGUUGCAAAACGUGCCUGUUUCUAUUGAAACUAUUGUGCAAGCUUUGGAGUUGAUGAUUGCGGAAUUCGGGAGUAAAACAUAUGAAUGCUGGAUUGAUUAUUGCGAGGUUAUGUUAAAAUAUCAGCCUACUGCCCUUCCAACAAUUCAUAGACGCGCUGUAGUUUCUGUACCACCGGACGAAGUAGAGUUGUUCUUGACAACUUAUGGUGAUCUACUUCACAAUUCAUGA
Molecule: messenger RNA, 1776 nt
Organism: Thelazia callipaeda (thelaziosis nematode)
Lineage: Eukaryota; Metazoa; Nematoda; Chromadorea; Rhabditida; Thelaziidae
Source: the annotation of a GenBank genome assembly